Messenger RNA from Amoebophrya sp. A25, 3380 nucleotides. The record is from the annotation of a GenBank genome assembly. NCBI's taxonomy places the organism in Eukaryota, Dinophyceae, Syndiniales, Amoebophryaceae.
GUGUGGUUUGGGAGGAGACUAUGAUUCUCUUACCCGACACCAUUCGCAUGGUUUUUCUAUCCGCGACCAUUCCGAAUGCCAAUGAGUUCGCCGAGUGGAUCUGCCGAAUCAAGCAUCAGUGUUGUCACUUGAUCUACACUGACUAUCGCCCAGUCCCUCUUCAGCACUACCUGUUUCCAACGGGCAGUGACCAAGUCCACCUGAUCGUCGAUGAAUUGGGCAAGUUCCGCGAGGAGGCGUACCAAAAGGCGAUUUUGAGUAUGCAGUCGGCGGCCGAGAAGCAGAUUACAGAUACCAGUAAGCAGCAUGCGCGCAGAAAGCAGGACCAAGGAACGACAACGGAUCUGGAGAAGGUCAUUGGAAUGUGCAUGACGAAGAACUACCUCCCUUGCAUCGUUUUCUCCUUCGCGAAGAAACAAGUCGAAAAACAUGCUACGGCGUUGAACAAAACCCUAGAUUUGACCACUAGAGACGAAAAACUGCUCAUCAAAGAAGUCUUCCAGAAUGCCGUCUCUACUUUGCCUGCAGAGGACCAGCACUUGCCAGCGAUCGAGGAACUCUUCAACCUGGUACUCAGGGGUAUCGGCAUUCACCACGGCGGUUUGCUCCCGGUGAUGAAGGAAGUCGUGGAGAUCUUGUUCCAGGAGAACUUGUGCAAAGUGCUGUUUGCAACAGAAACGUUUGCGAUGGGCGUAAACAUGCCUGCGAAGACCGUGGUGUUUGCCGCCGUGCGCAAAUGGGAUGGUGUGGAGUCGCGAGUCCUCAACACAGCGGAGUACAUCCAGAUGGCGGGACGCGCCGGACGUCGAGGCAAGGACAAACAGGGUUUAUGCAUCGUUUUGGUAGACGAAAAGAUCGAACCGGAGACAGCCAAAACCAUGUUUUUGGGGAACACGACAAAACUGAAAUCGGCUUUUUAUCUCAGCUACAACAUGCUGUUGAACCUGUUGCGCAUUGAGGGCGGCUCGGCAGAAUAUAUGAUCGAGCGUAGCUUUCGCCAGUUUCAGACGGACAAGACGACUCUGGCGAGAAAGGAACGGCUGGAGAGCAUAUUGCGGCAGUUGGAAGUGGAUCUGUUGUCAUAUUUAGACCGAGAGGAGGUUGUUAAAGAGUACAUGGACAUGGAGAAAACAUCAAAAUUGCUCGAAAAUGCAUCUUCUAGCGCUCCCGUACACCCUGAAGGUGCUGCUUCUGCUACAUCAGUUAAAGACCAGCAAACUACGGAAGCUCCAGCGAAAGAGGAAGCACUCAACACUGCCUCAGCAGCAUCAAAGAAGUCAUCCAAAAAGAAGAAGAACAAGCAGCAAAGCAGUACUAAGCUACAACGGACUGCUUCUAUUGUUCCAGCCACCAGUUGUUCAUCGUCAGAUGCACCUGCUUUGCGACCUCCUCCUACUUUUCAGUGUCCUUCUGGUAUUGACGACGUUGUUGCCCUGUUGCAGCUCUAUUUUGGGCUACGCGCUUCCAUCAACGACAACGAGGAGGAAAUCCGCAGACUGAAAAUGCAACCUGAGAAGAUUGCGCCAUUCCUGAACGCAGGAAGGGUAGUUUAUGUCGACGGCUACGGGUGGGGCUUCGUCUUUUCCUUUGCGAAGAAAAUCAAUAGUAGAGACAAGAGGCAAGCGGUUUCUGUCAGCGAUGACGACUUCUGGCAAGAUUGGCUGUUGAACGUGUUUGUGCCGACAAAGUCAACGACUUCAACGAAAGCUCCACCAAGUGCAACUUCAUCCACUCCUGCAGGAGAGAAGGAGAACAAGAGCAGCCUACCGGAGAAAGAGGAUGUUGCUAAAAUCAAUGGUCAUGUUGAGCGAGAAGUUGUCGCUGAUAUUGUUGCUGUCGAACUCUCCACGUUGCGACGUGUGUCUCAAGUCCGAGCCCAACAAAUCGAGAAGCGUACUGCUGAAGAGGUAAGGAGAUUACGGGAGCCUUUACUGGCUUCUUUGGAUCUGAUUGUUUCGCAGUUCGAAGCGAAAGGAGGCGUCCCGGAACUGCAAGACUAUGGUCUAGAAACGGCUGAUGUGGAAAAAAUCGCUUUACUGCAGUCCGAAGUGCAGACUGCAAAGGCACAACGCGAAAAAAUCGAGGAGGAGAAGCUCUCACAGCUCCACCCUAUCCACAAAGCCAUUUUGCUCGAGAAGUACGAGGAACGGCUGAAACUAAUGGAGGAAAAGCGAACAUUAGAAGCACAGCUGAUGAGAGGGACUUAUGAGGGAGGAAGUUCAGGGUCUUCAUCUGGUACUAGUAGUAAUGGGGAUCAUGCUCCUGGUGCAGCAACAGCAAGAGUAGAAGAUGCUCAAACUACUAGAAAUGGAGAUGACGAAGACGAGAAGAAAAAUCAGGAGCAAGCUGUUGAAGGAGCCUCGACAUCAAGUUCAAGCAGUACUGCGAUAGUACCCGUUUCUUCUAGUAGUGCCUCUUCUGCAAAGAAGGACUCAACUACGCCUGCAGGCGACAUCCAUAUCAGUGAGGAAUUACAUGCGAUGAUGCGUGUUUUACGAGCCCUCGACUUCGUUGACAACAGACACAUGAUUCAGUUGAAGGGAAAGCUGGCGUGCGAACUCAGCUCAGCAGACGAGAUCCUUUUGACCGAGCUGGUUUUCCGGAAUCAGUUUGAGAACUUGUCGCCAGAACACAUUGUCGCAUUACUUUCGUGCUUGAUUUUUGAUGAGGGCGGCGCUACAGGAAAUGCCGGGGGAGCUAAAGGAGGCGGUAAAGGUAAAGGAGGUGGUAAGAAGGGUGGCGGUAAAAAAGGCAGUAAAGGAUCUUCUUCCAACUCCAGUUCUAAUGGAGCCAUUGUUCCAACAGGAGGUAAAGGUUCUUCAGGCGGCGCAGCUCCAGUUUCCAAAUUCCCCGCUCUCGCCCAACAGUUCGAGGCGAUGAAGGCUGUUGCUCUAGACUGUGGGAGAAUAAUGGAAGCUGCAAAGCUGCCCAAUUUCGACCUGGAAAAAUACGUCGAAGCCGCCUUAAGACCACAAUUGAUGGAUUUGUGUGUCUUUUGGAUGGAGGGGUAUAAGUUUCAAGAUUUGAUGAACGUCACGGACAUCUACGAAGGCAGCGUCAUUCGGGUAAUCCGCAGACUGGAAGAAAUGCUCAGGGAACUGGCAGAUGCUCUGCGUACGAUAGGGAAUACAGCAUUGCAGCAAAAGUUGCACGAAGGAAGAGCAAAGUUGAAAAGGGGGAUCAUAUUUGCGGCGUCGCUAUAUUUGUAAAACAUGAAUUGUGAACGAAGAUCACGAUGUUUCAGAGUUGUAUCAUGAUGAACUCGUCUUCCCUUUGUUUUUAGAAAAUCUUUGCAUGAGAUUGCCAACCAACUCGUACUUAUUAUUGACCUAUAUCAACUACAAUGACGACAAAUCACGUCCAAGUCGACAAGAAAAAAC